GCUGUGCACUGAUUAGCUGAGUUUUUAAUAGUAUUAUAGGUACAGUAGGUUUUUUUGCAGGUUGCUAGUUAAUACACUUUGCAGCUUCAAGGACAGAUGAACUUUGCCAUGCUGAAAUCUGCUUUGGCUGUAAUAUUUCUGGGUGCUACAUUAUGGCCCAGAGACUUACUUGCUCUUAACAAUGGCAUGGCACUUACCCCUCCUAUGGGCUGGUUACAUUGGCAGAGAUUCAUGUGUGAGACCGAUUGUAAACUGAACCCUGUUAAUUGCAUUAGUGAACAACUCUUCAUGCAGAUGGCAGAUAUGAUGGUGUCAAAUGGAUGGUUGAAUGCUGGAUAUAAAUAUCUAUGUAUUGAUGACUGCUGGCUAUCUCAACACAGAGAUGUGAAUAACAGGCUACAAGCUGAUCCCAUUAGGUUUCCCGGAGGCAUCAAAAAACUUGCAGAUUAUGUUCAUGCUCGUGGGCUACUGCUUGGAAUAUAUGAGGAUGUGGGUACACACACAUGUGCAGGAUACCCAGGAAGUCAAGGUUUUUAUGAGUUGGAUGCACAAACAUUUGCCGAAUGGGAAGUGGAUCUACUAAAAUUUGAUGGUUGUAAUUAUGGAACUCUGGACCAGCUGGAAGAUGGUUACCGCCAUAUGUCAAUAGCACUUAACCAUACAGGGAGAAAUAUAGUGUUUUCCUGUGAGUGGCCAUUGUAUGCCCGGGGCUUAGAAAAGGUCAACUAUUCAGAAGUUGCACAAUACUGCAACACAUGGAGGAACUUUAAUGAUAUUGAAGACUCUUGGGUAAGUGUGAAGUCUGUGAUAGAUUUUACCUCUGCCUUGCAAGAUGAAUUGGUUCCUGUAGCUGGUCCGGGAGCAUGGAAUGACCCAGAUAUGCUUGUCAUAGGUAACUUUGGCUUGAGUUGGGAUCAGCAGGUUACCCAGAUGGCGCUAUGGUCGAUUAUGGCUGCACCUUUACUAAUGUCUAAUGAUUUGCGUGAGAUCAGUCCAGAGUCCAAAGCUCUCCUCCAGAACCAAGAGGUGAUCGCUAUCAACCAAGAUUCUCUUGGUGUACAGGGAUACAGAGUUCUCAAGGUGCAAAGCUUUGACCUAUGGGAGAAGCCAUUAGCCGGAAGGACUUUAGCAGUUUCUGUGACAAAUCGUCAAGAGAUAGGUGGUGCACGCUAUUUCCUGCUCUCACAAUCUAUGCUUUGGAAAGGAUUAGGUUGCAAAAACAAGUGUUAUGUGACACAGUUACUUCCAAAACGGUAUGAAUAUGGAUAUUUGAAUGCAACUUUGCCACUGCUUGUAAACCCCUCAGGCACUGUGUUGCUGAAGGUGGAAUAAUAUGAACAUAGAAUUGCAGCUUAUCACCAAAAAUAUGUGUGGGAGAGGCUGAUGUUUGUAAAUUGGAUACAUUAUAACAUGCCAGUUUUAAGAAAUUAAUCAAAAGGGAACGUGGAUGCUAAGUCUUGUGAAGAUACAGUCAUUUAGUUUGUCCUUGUCCAGGGUCCUCUACUGAACAAUGUUCUAAAAUUUGAUGACAGUUGUACAUAAGUUGUGUUUUUUUCACUUCAAAUUUUGACUUUUCAUGUGCAACAAAAAAAUGUCAGCAUGUAUUGUGACAUCAAAUGAGGUGCAUUUUGUGAUUAUCAUACCUUGCUCUUAGAGAGGUGGAAUGGAGGUAUGAAAGCUUGGGAAAGUAUAGUCAGGGUGGUGACUACACUACUGCUGCUUAACUGGGUGCAUCUUUAUUCUGCUAGUAUUGUAAUGGGUGUUGCUAUAGUAGGAAGCUUCUAACCCUAACCUUCCCUUCUCUGCAGCCUAACCCUAACCCUUCCCAUGUAGCCUAAACCAAACCUCCCCCCACGGCCUAACCCUUAGUAGCCCCGGCAUACUAACAUUUGGGAUCCCGGUGUUCAGUUUUCUGAGCAGUGUCGGGAUUCCAGUAUCGGUUUUCCGACUGCCAGAAUCCUGAGUGGAUCCCAUAUAUUGUCGAGCAGAGAAGUGGCCGCACUUAACAAUUCCAAUAUUUAUAGUUGUAUUGAAAAUACAUACAUCAGCAGGCAAUUAGUACAGCUGUUAGCGUGUAUAAGUACAUGUUCAUGACCAACGUUUUGGGGACUGGCAUACCCCGUUAUCAAUGUCCAUAUGAGCAAAACAGCACAUUGCAGUGUAAGCAUCAAGCAACAGAUUAAACAAGCAUGCAAGUUGUUCUUACUUUUUUAAAGGGUAUCUCACCCAAUAGUUGCCUCCAGGCUGGGUAACCGCACUGGCACAGGGCAGCUGACAGUUCCCAGCGGUAUGGCUGUGUGACAUCAUCCCGGCUCCUGCAGUUGCCAAACAACACCUUGGUUGCCAGAAGAACUGUUUCCUCCGUCCCUGAGGCAACCUAGCGUAAAGAAAAGUGUAUUAAAUACAUUAGAUGGUACUUCAUUGUUUGUGCACAGUUAUACAAUGGACGAAAAUGAGAUUUAUGGUCUCUUUCUGCGAGGUACGU
Messenger RNA from Pseudophryne corroboree (corroboree frog), 2485 nucleotides. RefSeq names its product galactosidase alpha (gene GLA). Gene Ontology annotation, cellular component: cytoplasm. The transcript is spliced from 7 exons. The record is from RefSeq and is a predicted model, not a curated record. Gene Ontology annotation, molecular function: alpha-galactosidase activity. Lineage: Eukaryota; Metazoa; Chordata; Amphibia; Anura; Myobatrachidae. Bases 97 to 1332 code for a protein of 411 amino acids. Gene Ontology annotation, biological process: glycoside catabolic process; oligosaccharide metabolic process.